GCAGAGGCCGCAGACACUGUCACACAGCCACACGAAUCUGAGCGUGUUCCGGGUUAAACAUAUAAGCAAGCGCUCUACCGUGUUGCUUUCUACCCCGUGGACAAAUGGAGUGCUCCCAGAUGAAGGGAUACGAACAACUCGCUUAUUAAGUCAUUUAUCCCAAGGGAAAUCAUGUGGAAAAGGCCUCUCAUAAUCCGCUCCCACAUUCACCAGUGGAGCCACAUCCCACCAGACAGGAAUUUCCAAGAGCAUGGCGCGAGACUGCUUUUGUUCAGUACGGGAAUCGCGUCCGUCAGCCAGCCGAUACGUGCGAGAAGGACUGUGGCUUCUGCACCGAAGGAACUCUGUUCGAUGCUUUUUUCUGCGGUCGCUGUUUUGGGGUUCAGAACAGUAUACCGGAACUCAUGUCGCCGCAUGGGCUGUCGCGAGGUCUCGACCACUCACAAACUGACUCCACACUGACAGAAAAGAGGAAGCAUUCCAGAAUGUGUUGUAUAUAUUCCGUAGUGUACAUAAACCUAGAUGACGGGAAUUGCGAAGCCUGUGCGUCUUGAUUCGAGCGGCGCUAGCGUCCUUGUGGGACCAGACGAUUUCAGUGCUUUGACUUGAGAACAUUUUACCCAAACUACGACAAGCAACGAGCUGGCCAGCUUUGCUGCCUCAGAAGGCACCCAGUAUGGUCCAAUAACGGCGGCUGUUAAUAGAGGAUCGUCCUCCUUGAAUGCGAACCAACGCAAAGCUGUGAUCUGACGUGUGCGUCGCGAACUGUGUCUGCUACUGGGUUGCCGCCAGAGGCGUGGACAUGGGGGCGCCGAAGGCCCCCCGACGUUGUUUGUCCAUGUUUGUUUCACUACUAGUUUUGUCUUGCGAGUUUCAUGAGGAACGAUGAUUGUAUCUUUGGCCUUGUUAGUGUUUCAUAUGUUGUCACGACUCGCGUUGUAGGGCUUGCUGUGCGGCGCUGGGCACAGCCACCACAGGAGCCGGAACCCCCUGCACCGCCUUCGGUGGAGGAUCCUGAGGUGCUCCCCGAGGAAGACGAGGCUUCGUCUUCGCUUCCACCGCCGCCUCCACCAUCGCCGCCUCCGCCGCCUCCACCAUCGCCGCCUCCGCCGCCGCCCGUCGAAGUUCCGUUGUCGCCGGAGUCCCAAACAGUUGACCUCUCGUGUUUGUCAGGCACGACAGUGAGAUUCUUUGGGCCGUCACACCACUCCGGGGGCUUCACCCCGCUCUACGAUCCAGCCCCCGACAAACGCGUUGCAACAGUGGACGCUGGGGCAAACGCCUUGUUCAUCGGUGGAGGUGGACUGAACGGGCAGUUCGCGAAGACGCUCCUUGAAGAGGCAGAAAAAAACGGCAUCCGGCUGACAUCCGUAGCACUCUCCGAGCACAGCCAACGCAUCCAGCAAAGCCUGCUUCGCCGUGCCGUGAAAAGCCCGGGGAAACUGGUGGAGUUAGACACCGGGGUCGCUUCUCCAGUGUUCGCAAGGUCGUUCGGCUUCGUUCCCGUUGUUCCCGGAUUGAUGUGGAAAGAGUCCAAAGUCGGGGCGAACGUUGGGGUAACCUUUAUUCACAUUCUAAAGCCGGAAGUUACUCCGUACGGCAACCUGAACAACAACGUCAUGAUGUACACCGUGGCCCCUUGUGGCGCUGCGCCGGACACGACGUAUUCACUGGCUUAUAAGACAACGAUUGCCGGCGUCAUUGGAGCUGCUGCGGCGUACAACGACACUCCGGCUGGGCAGCAGUACCCAGUGCAAGGGCUUCGUCUUCCCUUGUUAAGAGGCGGGAUCUUCAGGAGAAACCGCAGCCUUGAGUCCAUUGGCAGGGCCAACGCAGAGGGGACCUCUCUGGCCAUCACGCAAUAUGGCCCCAAUUUCGAAUUACAGUACAUGUACGACCCUAGCAACGCGGCUCUUCACGGCUUACAGGAGGCUGAAAGCACGUAUCUGGCUAGCAUGCUGGACUGAAGCGCGAGGAAUCAGUUGUGAACAAGAAAAAAACAGGUGCCUUGGAAUGUUGAACACGCGUCUUCGUGUUCGUUCCCCGGGAGACAAACGGCUGCUGCCCGCGACACAUGUCUUUUUGCGAAAAUACUAUGCUUGGGGAUAUAUUAUGAGCCGGUUGCGUGCUGUGAAAGACUCUACGCUUUCAAAGGACCACCUGGACACCGCUGGUGAACUGGACGGACUCAGGGGCCUCCACCUUCAUGUAUCGAAAUGAGGCUGCAUGCGCCUACUUCCCAGCUCACUAGACCUCAAGCAUCACUUCAUGUUAGACGCUCCCUCAUUCGCUGUGUACAGUCUGGACCCUUGCAGGCUCCGUGUCAAGACACUGGAACUGGAAUUUGUAGCACUGCUGCCGUCAAGAAAGGACAGUAACUCACAGUGACCCGAUUUUCACAAAGACAAAUACGACAGCUUGGUUCCUUCCUUGGCAAGCGUCUCUUCCCAGACACUCCUUGAGCAGUGCCGGGGUGCGAGAAAAUUCUCUUUGCUGUUUUACGUUCUAAAGAACAGAGAACAGGCACUGUUGUACGGAGAGACGAAUAUGCGUGUACGCUCCCGGCUGAGUGAGAAUUGAAGCAAGCGAUGUAAGAAGUCUCCUCUCUACCGUGGACGAAUGGAGUGCUUACACAUGAAGGAAAAUAAAAAUCUCCCUCUAUUUAUCGGACGAAUAGAUCAUGUGAACAAGGCUUUCCCAAACAGCUUCCACGUUGCGCGGCUCUUCAGUCGGUAUCUACCACACGCAUCCUAACAGUAAUUUUCUAGAGCAUGUCGCAACACCGGUUUUGUUUAACAUGAGACGCUCCAGAGUUAAAUCAAGCGGUACAUGCGAGAAGGGUUUUCUCUUCAGCAAAGAAGCUCCUGUGAACGAUGAUUAUUCCCCCCGUCGCCGUUCCGAACAGUACACACUAUCGCACUUUCCCCACAUGCGUUGCUGCGGCAGACUCAUCAACUCACUACCUAACAACUCACAAACUGGCCGGGGAACGUGUCAAUGUAGAUGGAGGCUUUUCAGAAUGUGUCGUUCGCAUGUUGCAGUAUUAUGCGUAACUCCUGCAACGAGCUUUGGAGCUCCCGUUUGUGUCGGCUGAACUGUCACGGACGGUCCAACGGGCAAGACGGUUUCACUGCUCGACAGUUUUCAAAGGGGCGCCUUUCUUGGGAGCACCUCAUCCAUCGGUACGACGUAGACGCAGCUUGUAUGUCAAGGAAGAAAACACAUUAUCUUCUUUGAGUAAUGUUUUGUAAGCAUGGUUCCACAUCUAUGCGAGGCAGUGCAAAAUUGCGGUCGGAGGUUGAGAGCCGCGGAUUGCGUCUCUUAGUAAGGUGCCUUUCCAGCCACAAGAGACGCGGGUCAAGUCGGGGUGCUGUCGGUAGGGGAUUGUCGGGCCGUUUCCACCAUGACCGCUUCCCAAACCGCGUCGCUGUGGCUGCUACCGAUGUUUUUGUGUUGUCUUGCUUUUUUUAGCGAAGGUCGUGAAGGCAGAGUCAGAAAAAUUCAGGGAUCUUUGUUUCGCUUUUGACAGAGACGUCUGCCGCGUAGUGCGUGUGCCCUCGAUAACUCGCAGAAUAUCUUGCUUGUGAAAUCACAUUUUUAGAACCGUUUUUGUAGAGUUUGCGUCACUGAACUCUGGUGUCCUGGCGUCCCUGCCUGGCGAAAAAUUGUUCCGUUUUGUUCGAGCGAACUUCCGAGUUGCACAGGGGUUGUGCGUAUAUGUUUCAUGACCCAUCAUUCAGUCCUCUCGUUCGCUUUAGAAGAAUCACAUAUUGCGUCUCGCGAAUGACGCGUUCUUCCUGCCUGUCAACUAAGACGAACUCGCUAGAACUGGCCGGUUCAGUAGUUUGCCUACCACACGAGUCGGCUGCUUCGCCACGCUGUGUUUUUCGACGCUCGCGCCUCAUGUCUCCGCGUUUUUGUGGUCCGUUUCCAUCUGGUACUUCCCACUAACCUGACCUGACUCUCUACCGCGCGCUUCAGGCGCCGCGUGCUCCUCGGUGUCUGACGAGGUUCGCAGAGUCAAAUAUGUUCAAACAGUACGAGGAUUAAGUAUGUUCAUCUGCGCAUAUAGGCUGAUGCUCGGUUCGGCAUGCAGACUGCAUCCAGCUUCGUGCACAUACGUUGUUUAUUCGGUUCGUGGGGCACCCCUAGAUUGUGCGCCAGUUCAACUCUGAGGAUAUCCACUUCCGUAGAAAGCUUCGGGCGCGAGAGCGGAGAACCCGAAGUCCGUGGAAGAAUGCCGCAUCCAGUGUCUGCCGCAGCUGCGGAAAAAUCUGACAGAUUCGAGAGGUAAUCUCGGCUUCUUGACAUACAGCACGAUCUCUGUGGACGUUUGUAUCGUUAAGAGUCCGUUGCUAGGUUGUAAGAGCGAAACAUAUUCCUGCCGC
Toxoplasma gondii ME49 is the source of this 4388-nucleotide messenger RNA. RefSeq lists its product as hypothetical. The transcript is spliced from 3 exons. The coding region runs from base 876 to 1967 and encodes 363 amino acids. NCBI's taxonomy places the organism in Eukaryota, Apicomplexa, Conoidasida, Eucoccidiorida, Sarcocystidae. The record is from RefSeq and is a predicted model, not a curated record.